GAAGGCAGAGCAGUGACAACGUUGUGCGUCACGUUAUCAGUGCGUAUCUUCACCGUCGCAAUGGCAGACGCUUUGGGUAAAGUCCCCGACGCUGAAAUCGAUCCAGACGGGACAUUUAAGUAUAUUUUAGUGAGGAUAAAAGUAAAAGAUGGAACUGAACACAAAGAUAUAGUGAGAGGCACAAAAAGUGCUGGGCAGUAUCACAAUCAUAUAUUUGAGAAGGUCACCCCGGCUAUAACGGCCCUGGGACUGGAGUGCAACUGUCUUGGAGGAGGGAAGAUUGAGCACAACAGCAAAGACAAAAAACUGCGUGUGUUCGGGGAAUCAACUGGCUAUGGCAAAGCAGAUCAUACAGUGUCUGUUGAGAAGCUGAAGAGUGUCUUCAAAGACUACGAGAUCACCUGGUCCGAUAAUAAAGAAUAGAUCACCUGGUCCUGGUAAAGAAUUGAUCACCUGGUCCGAUAAUAAAGAAUAAAUGUCCUGGUAAAGAAUUGAUCACCUGGUCCGAUAAUAAAGAAUAUAUCACCUGGUCCUGGUAAAGAAUUGAUCACCUGGUCCUGGUAAAGAAUUGAUCACCUGGUCCUGGUAAAGAAUUGAUCACCUGGUCCGAUAAUAAAGAAUAUAUCACCUGGUCCUGGUAAAGAAUUGAUCACCUGGUCCGAUAAUAAAGAAUAGAUCACCUGGUCCUGGUAAAGAAUAGAUCACCUGGUCCUGGUAAAGAAUUGAUCACCUGGUCCGAUAAUAAAGAAUAGAUCACCUGGUCCUGGUAAAGAAUUGAUCACCGGGUCCUGGUAAAGAAUAGAUCACCUGGUCCUGGUAAAGAAUUGAUCACCUGGUCCUGGUAAAGAAUUGAUCACCUGGUCCUGGUAAAGAAUAGAUCACCUGGUCCUGGUAAAGAAUUGAUCACCUGGUCCUGGUAAAUAAUAGAUGGAAACUGUAGCACUUACUCCCCCCUUUUGUAUAUGUCUGCUAAUAUCUGUCAUAUGACUAUACGCCCCUGUUAACAAAACAACACGGAUGUACAAGGACACCUGCAGUCACUGCAAUGAUUAUAAAUCAUUAAAAUAAAUCAACAUCUUUUUCAGUUUA
Messenger RNA from Coregonus clupeaformis (lake whitefish), 1089 nucleotides. RefSeq lists its product as uncharacterized. The transcript has 3 exons. Bases 61 to 423 code for a protein of 120 amino acids. Gene Ontology annotation, molecular function: protein histidine phosphatase activity. Gene Ontology annotation, biological process: peptidyl-histidine dephosphorylation. NCBI's taxonomy places the organism in Eukaryota, Metazoa, Chordata, Actinopteri, Salmoniformes, Salmonidae. Gene Ontology annotation, cellular component: cytosol. The record is from RefSeq and is a predicted model, not a curated record.